UUUUCUGAAUUACUAAAAAAAAAACAGAACACGCCUUCUCUCUCUCAUAAGUCACAAUUCACCAACGAAAACCCCCCUUAUCCCUCUCUCACAAUUCACCUGCCCAUGCUAAACCCUAUCAGAACGCCACCACUUUCGCCGCCGGCGGUGACAGACAGCGGUUGCCGUCGUCGCCUCUCGAAGGUCUGAUCGGCCCUCGCCUCCUGGAUCCUCUCUCCUCGACGUCGCCAGAAGGUCUGCUCGGAGUUGUUGGCGUCGCAGUCUCCAUCGUCGUCGUCAAGCCAGUCUCCGUUGUCGGCCCUGAACUCGUCUUCUCUGUCCUCGUCAUCAAGCCUCUGUCUUCGAGCCCCUCUCUUUCUGUCCGAGCUCACUUUCCUUCCUCCUUCGUCGCCGUAAAGUGAUAGCAUUGGUGAAACAGAAGGUGGAGUUGAUGAAGGUCAUGGUGAAAAACCGAAAAAUCGAAUCAAAUCAAUCAAUUUCAAUUCAGUUUGGUUGGCCUCGAAAAAAAUCAAACCAAACCAAACCAAACCAAUUAUUUUUUUUACAAUUGGAUCGGAUGUUUUUUUUUUUCCUAAACACCAAAGCAAAUCGCAUUGCGAACACCCACAGUGUCCAUAUCUCCUCAACAGAAACAAAGGACACUAACCACGAAUAUACACCCACAAUUAGCAUUGACUUGCCCUCGCCUGCUCACCUUCUUGAGCCACCACCAUGACCUCACUGAGUCUACACAGAUCAUUUCUCCGCUCUACCAAGAUCCUAAUCACCCUGUCUUCCCGUCGCAUCAUCUCCUUCAAUUUUUCACAAAACCCAAACCAACCAUCUUUUUAUUCUUCUCGCUCCAAUUGCCCAAUUGGGUCUCCAUCUAAAGUCCAGAAGCUCAUAGCUUCCCAGUCGGACCCUCUUCUUGCCAAAGAAAUUUUUGAAUGCGCCUCUCGCCAUCCCAACUUUCGCCAUUCUUACUCUACCUACCUCAUUCUUAUCCUCAAAUUGGGCCGCUCAAGGCGAUUCUCCCUUGUCGAUGACCUUGUUCGCCGCCUCAAAUCCGAAUCCUACCCAAUCACUCCUACCCUGUUCUCCUACUUGAUCAGAGUCUAUGGUGAAGCUGAUUUACCCGAUAAGGCCCUCAAAACCUUCUACACUAUGCUUCAAUACGGUUUCAAACCUUUGCCCAAACACCUCAACCGCAUUCUUGAGAUUCUUGUAUCCCACCGCAACUUUGUUCGACCUGCAUUCGAUCUCUUCAGGGAUUCUCAUAGGCACGGUGUGUCACCCAAUACUCAGUCCUACAAAAUUCUCAUGCGGGCUUUCUGUUUGAAUGGAGAUAUUAGCAUUGCCUACCACCUGUUCAACAAAAUGUUUAAGAGAGAUAUUGUUCCUGAUAUCGAGUGUUACCGGAUUCUGAUGCAGGCAAUGUGUAGGAAGAGUCAAGUGAAUGGAGCUGUGGAUUUGUUGGAGGAUAUGUUGAACAAAGGGUUUGUUCCUGAUUCUUUGACUUACACCACUUUGUUGAACAGUUUGUGUAGGAAGAAGAAGCUUAGAGAAGCUUACAAGCUUCUUUGUAGGAUGAAGAUCAAAGGGUGCAAUCCUGACAUAGUUCAUUAUAAUACUGUUAUAUUGGGGUUCUGCAGGGAAGGGCGCGCCCAUGAUGCCUGUAAAGUUAUUGCUGAUAUGCAGAACAAUGGGUGCUUGCCUAAUGUUGUGUCAUAUCGAACUUUGGUUGGUGGGUUAUGUGACAAAGGAAUGCUUGAUGAGGCAAAUAACUACAUGAAGGAGAUGCUGUCUAAAGGUUUUUCUCCGCAUUUUGCUGUUAUUCAUGGCCUAGUAAAGGGUUUCUGCAAUGUUGGUAAGAUUGAGGAAGCUUGUGGAGUUCUAACCAAAUCGCUUGAGCAUGGGGAAGCUCCUCAUAUGGAUACCUGGGUGACCAUAAUACCUUUAAUAUGUGAAGUGGACGAUGGUGUGAGGAGCAGAGAUGUUUUGGAGCAAGUUCUCAAGAUUGAAAUAACAAGUCAUACUAGAAUAGUGGAUGCUGGCAUUGGUUUGGAGAAUUACUUAAUUAGGAAGAUACGAGCCAAUCCAAGAGCAUCUUAAUGCAUGUUUUUGUCCCCUAUGUUGGAUCAGCUUCAUUUUUAGUUGAAAAUGGGUUUAAACUCUAUCUGUGGAGUGCAGACACGCUUAUAAUUUAAUUGCAAAGAUGCAUGAACUCAUUAUAAUGCAGAACAAAAUGUAGUCAGCUUGAUGGCCUUCAGCUCAGCAAAGGCAAUUUCAGAAUCAUGAGAGGGAGACAUUUGGACGUCUUAGGACAAGCUGUCCUCAGUAAGGGUGCCCCAACAUGCAACAUGAAGAGUGAGCACUUUGGAAAGGCCACAAGGUGCUGCAGAGGACAAUGUGGCUCAAGGCAGAUGGUCUUGUCUUCUUGACUAGCGUAAUUUGAUUGAUGGGCCUACUUGCAUCAGUGAAGGUGUUCCUGUGGAUACUGGACUACUGGAGAAGCCGUGCAGCAUUCUCCUGUAAGUAUAGAGGUAGUUGGCUAGUGGCUGAAAUAGGCAGAUUCUGCUCUUGUGACAUUGGUGUUUGCCGGAGCUAGAAUUUGUAAUAAUGACAGUUCUAAAAAUGCCUUAACAUGGAAGCUUCAUGGAAAUUGCCAAUUGUUUUUGUUAUUGAAAACAAUUUAUGGGCUAUUUGGAAUUUGGAUGUCAGAUCUCACGGCAACUUCAAUUCCUCAGGAAUGGAAGAACGGACCAGCAUUUGGAAUGCCAGGGAUUCAGGUUGAUCGAAUACAUGUUUUGAAGUUCAGGGAAGUUGGAAAUGAUGCAUAAGAAAGAGCCAGAGGAGAUGGACCAACUUUAUAAACCUAACUACUUAGUAGAGGUCAGUAGUUAUUCUUUUUCUUUUCCUUCCUCAUUUAUCACCAAUGUUAUAUACUUACGAGGACAAAGUAUUUGAUGCAUAUUUUUGAGAGUUACAUUUGAUGCCUUAAAUAUUUACAGAAUUGUCCCAACUUAUUUUUUGUAUUUACCGUUAGAGACAAAACUUCAUAUAUUCUUUAAACAAUCCCGCACAUGAUUACAAAAUCAGCAACACUCGUCCAAGCUAAGAACAAGAAGAACAGAGACGAUAAAAUGAACUACCUUCGAGUCCACCCGAAGACGUGCAUCUCCCUUGAACUUGGUAGUAUCAGCAACACUUGUCCUAUCUAAGAACAAGAAGAAUAGAGACAAUCAAAUGAACUACCCUCGAGUUCAGCCGAAGACGUGCAUCUCCCCCUGGGAGUGGGAGCACUCAGGCAGAUCGAACUUUAGUAUCAGCAACACUUGUCCAAGCUAAGACCAAGAAGAACAGAGACAAUAAAAUGAACUAGCUUCGAAUAAAAUGAACAGAGAGGAAGUUUGUUAAUUUUGAAAGAAAAAAAUUUAUUUUAAUUAUAAUUAAAAAAAUAUUGGGUGACAAAUUUUGAUUUCUUAAAUUACUAAUAUAAAAUAUAAAUUAUAAAUUAUAUAUAGAGUAGGAAGGAUAGAGAGAAGUAGAAAAAGGGAGAGAGAUAGAAGAGAGAAUUUAAGAAGGGGGUUUAUUAAUUUUGGAGAAAAAUAUUUUUUCUUAAUUUUAAUAAGAAAAUGUCAUGUGACACAUUUGGUUAUUAAAUUAGACGAUAAUAUAUAAAUAUAUAAUAAAUUAUAUAUAGAGUGAGAAGAGUAGAGAGAAAUAAAAAAGG
Molecule: messenger RNA, 3712 nt
Organism: Arachis duranensis
Lineage: Eukaryota; Viridiplantae; Streptophyta; Magnoliopsida; Fabales; Fabaceae
Product: pentatricopeptide repeat-containing protein At4g01400, mitochondrial-like
Exons: 2
Coding region: 712-2091 (459 amino acids)
Molecular function (GO): protein binding
Source: RefSeq, a predicted model, not a curated record